Danaus chrysippus (African queen) is the source of this 822-nucleotide messenger RNA. The record is from the annotation of a GenBank genome assembly. NCBI's taxonomy places the organism in Eukaryota, Metazoa, Arthropoda, Insecta, Lepidoptera, Nymphalidae.
AUGUCGGAGGUACGUUCCCGCGUUCAACAGAACGACCUUCUUCUCCACGAGGCUGUCAUCAAAAAUGAACCGGAAGCUGUGAGGGAGGCUCUCAGGCGACCCACUGAUGUCAACUGCAGGAACAAUUAUGGCCGCGCCCCUAUUCAUUGGGCGGCUAGCAGAGGCAACGUCGAAAUAAUAAAUUUACUUAUAGAAGCCAAAUGCGACAUAGAAGCGAUAGAUAAGUUUGGGAUGAGACCACUAUUAAUGGCGGCCUGGCACGGCCAUUUACCCGCUGUGAAAACAUUUGUACAAGCAGGAGCGUGUAUAGCAGCUACAAACAAAAAACAAAACGAUAUUCUCCAAUGCGCUUGCGCGAGAGGCGCUAAAGACGUUGCCGCGUACGCGCUAACUCUUGGAGCGCGCGUUUCAUCGUGUGACGCGUCCGGCGACUCACCGUUGGCGCUGGCGUCAAGAGCCGGACAUGGCGCUGUUGUUGAACUAUUACUGGAUAAUGGCGCUAGUGUUGACGCUUUUAAUAAGGUAGGUCGUACAGCCCUGCAUGUGGCGUGCGAGGGCGGCCACUGCGGCGUCGCUGGUCUCCUGGUAGCGCGCGGCGCGGCCCGGGAGGCGAGAGACAACUCGGGGCGCACCCCCCUCCACCAGGCCGCCGUCCACAGGCACACCGAGCUCGUGAGGACGCUCCUAGACACCGGCUGCAAUGUCGACGCCACGGAUAAUGUGAGUCAUGCCGGCCUGGUAGAUUCGUAUGCCGGUUUACUAACAAACGCCUCUCGUAUAUGCGCGCCUGGUACACUUGACAUUUAUCCCGUGGUGUCCUGA